Molecule: messenger RNA, 1862 nt
Organism: Diospyros lotus (date-plum)
Lineage: Eukaryota; Viridiplantae; Streptophyta; Magnoliopsida; Ericales; Ebenaceae
Product: sphingosine kinase 1
Exons: 10
Coding region: 160-1626 (488 amino acids)
Biological process (GO): sphingosine biosynthetic process
Cellular component (GO): cytoplasm; intracellular membrane-bounded organelle; membrane
Molecular function (GO): kinase activity
Source: RefSeq, a predicted model, not a curated record
ACGAGUUACAAACUAACUAACCUUGCCCGGCGGACAAGAAUCAGAUCCGAUUACUCAACCUGAUCCUUUGCCUAGGGAAGCCCAUCAGCCGUCAAACAAAUACCAGCAACUGGUCCAACUCGAGACGGAAGAAACCUCACCAACUCCGGCUGCGGAAACAUGGAGCAAACCGACGGCGGAGAGCCGAUACUGUCGGACCGGGUCCGGGUAAACGGGUCUGUCUCGCCGGCGACGCUCACUGCUGGCGUUGGACUCCAAUGGAUGGAGGGCGGAAGCCGCCGCUGCAUGGUGGAGGAAAAGGACUUCCUCGGAUUCUCCGCCGAAGGCCCGACGAUCAAGAUCCGGACCGUCGCCGAGGACAGAGACGGAAGUUGCUGCUUCAAUAGCAGAGGACAUCCGGCCACGAAAACCUACGUGUUCGAGCCCUUGUCCGAGGACUCACUCCGGCUAUGGUGCCGAAAGCUCGAAGAGUACUUCGAUUCUCUAGGCCGUCCGAAGAGGUUGCUUAUAUUUGUGAAUCCAUACGGGGGGAAGAAAUAUGCGUAUAAGAUAUUCAUUGAUGAUGUGAAACCACUACUAGAUGAUGCUAAUAUUGAAUGUACAGUGCAAGAAACUAAAUAUCAACUUCAUGCGAAGGAAGUUGUUCAAACAAUGGAUAUCUCAAAAUAUGAUGGAAUAGUUUGUGUCAGCGGGGAUGGAAUCUUGGUUGAGGUAGUAAAUGGACUACUUGAGAGGGAGGAUUGGAAUGCUGCAAUAAAAAUGCCUCUUGGCGUAGUACCUGCAGGUACUGGAAAUGGCAUGGCAAAAUCUCUCAUGGAUUCAGUUGGUCUUCCCUGUAUAGCAUCUAAUGCUGUUCUUGCUAUUAUCCAAGGGCAUAAGCGCCCAUUGGACGUGGCUAGUAUCUUGCAAGGAGAGACUAGGUUCUUUAGCGUCUUGAUGCUUGCCUGGGGUCUGGUGGCAGAUAUCGACAUUGAAUCUGAGAAGUAUAGAUGGAUGGGCAGUGCUCGCAUGGACUUCUAUGCUAUUCAACGAAUAUUUCAUCUCAGGAAAUACAGUGGCUGGAUUUCAUUUGUGCCUGCUCCAGGCUUUGAAGCUUGUGGAGAGCCCAGCAGUCCAAAAGAUGUAUUACCUAGCAAUAUCAACAAUCCAAGUCAGGAUGAGCCCAUGAAGGUUCACCAACGUGGCUACCAAGGUCCUCAAGUUGACUUGGAGAGUUUAGAAUGGAGGAAGAUUGAUGGUCCAUUUGUUUCAGUCUGGCUCCACAAUGUACCCUGGGGUGGUGAAGACACCAAGGCAGCACCUGAUGCUAAGUUCUCGGAUGGUUAUUUGGACUUGAUUCUUAUGAAGGACUGUCCAAGGUUCGCGUUGCUAUCAUUGAUGACUAAACUAAGCAACGGGGAUCAUGUCAAAUCACCAUAUGUUUUGUACCUCAAGGUGAAAGCAUUUGUUUUGGAGCCUGGUCCGAGAACUGAUGAUGCAACAAAAGAAGGGAUCAUAGAUGUAGAUGGAGAGGUAAUAGCUAGAGGAAAAGGAACUUACAAGUCUGAGCAGAAGACAUUGAUGGACUAUGAGAAGCUCCAGAUAGUAGUGGAUCAAGGUUUGGCUGUUAUAUAUGCCCCUCUAUAAAUUUUUUGAGUAAAUUGUACUCAAUGAUUUUGCUAAAUUACAUGUACAGCCAUAUUUUGGGAAAUACAUUGAUCUCCCCUCCAUUGAGCGGAUGUUAGUAAAUCCUUGUAAAUGUAUAAAAUGUCAAGAGGUAUCUUGUGUGUAACGACACAGAAUAAUCUAAUAUAAUUUUUAAAUAACUAGGGCGGUCAUCGUUGUUGACGAGCCGCGGCGGAGUACUACUAAAACAAACAAAA